AUGACGUCCAAAAGUUCUGGUGCAGACACCAGCCCCGCCCGGUCGCCUCAGCCUGCCAAGCCUCGGAACCUGGCGAUUCGCACCUUCCGCUCCGUCCUCUCUUUUGCCAUCGAGCAGUGGUUCCUCCUUCUACUAGGUCUCCUCAUCCUCCUUGCCUACUUUUUCCCCAUCGUCGGUCGCCGCGGCGGUUCCAUAAGAUCGGAAUACACUGUCAAUUAUGGCGGCGUUGCUCUUAUCUUCCUUAUCUCUGGUCUUUCACUCCCAUUCGACAAGUUGCUCAAGCACGCCAAAAACCUCCGGCUACACCUCAUCGUCCAGACCUACUCGUUCCUCAUCACCUCGUCAGUCUUCUUCGGGAUAGCCGCAGCGGCGAGCACCAACCCUUAUAUCGAAACCUCGGCGCUUAUCGGAUUGAUCGCGGUCGGGUGCCUCCCCACCACCAUCGCGAGCAAUGUCACCAUGACGCGCGAGGCGGGCGGGGACGUCGCGGCCACGAUGGUCAGCGUGACGAUUGGGAACCUGCUGGGACCCUUCAUCUCCCCGCUUUUGAUUGCGAGGCUGUACCUCCCGGCAGUGGGCAAGUUUAGGGAGUGGAUACCCGCCGAGGCAGUUGGCGAUCUCACCCCGCUGUAUCGGAAUGUGAUGAUGCAGAUGGGGCUGAGUGUCUAUCUGCCGCUCGUGGUGGGGCAGGUGGUUAGGGCGCUCUUCACGGAUUUCGUGCAGAAGGUGGUGACCAAGUACAAGCUGGCCAAGGUGGGGUCGGUCAUGCUACUCCUGCUGGUCUGGUCCACGUUCUGUAACGCCUUCUCCUCCGGCUCGCUCUCCACACUCAACACAUCCACUAUCGUCUUUAUCAUCUUCAUCAACCUCCUUCUUUGUAUCGGCUUCACGAUCCUGACCUUCUUUACGGUCCGUCCGCCCAAGGCAUGGAACCGGUGGAAUGGCGUGCUGUUCAAGCGGGUUAGUAAAGAGGAGGUCAUCAGUUACUGCUUCUGUUGCCCAGCCAAAACACAAGCCCUCGGUAUCCCUCUCCUCGCUUCCAUGUAUACUUCUUCGUCCGACGCGACUCGGUCCCUCAUUCAGAUCCCCGUCGUGCUGUAUACGGUGGAACAGGUGUUCGUUGGUCAAUUCAUGAUCUGGUGGUUCAAGCGAUGGCUGGCCAAGGAUCAGGCGAGGCUAGACGCUGAGGCGGCGAUGGGUAGGGACGCGACGGAUGCGCGUGUAGAGGAGAAGGAUGGGGAAGAGGAGUCGAAGGGUGGGAUCGGCGGGGCAGAUGGGACAGCGGGCGUGGCAGGCACAGAGGGAGGCCUGAGACGACUCGGCACGGGGGUGAAGGACGAGGAGGCUGGAAGCACCUUUGCGACAGAUCAUCGUCGGGACACGAAGGGCUGA
Messenger RNA from Dioszegia hungarica, 1392 nucleotides. RefSeq names its product SBF-like CPA transporter family-domain-containing protein. Gene Ontology annotation, cellular component: plasma membrane. The record is from RefSeq and is a predicted model, not a curated record. Lineage: Eukaryota; Fungi; Basidiomycota; Tremellomycetes; Tremellales; Bulleribasidiaceae. The transcript has 3 exons. The coding region runs from base 1 to 1392 and encodes 463 amino acids.